Messenger RNA from Odocoileus virginianus texanus, 2307 nucleotides. NCBI's taxonomy places the organism in Eukaryota, Metazoa, Chordata, Mammalia, Artiodactyla, Cervidae. The record is from RefSeq and is a predicted model, not a curated record.
ACUUGUACCUAUGGAGAGGUGGGGGCCUGCGCCCAGCUAGUGGGCUCAGGGCCGAGGGAAGGUGGGAGGGGGCUACUGCCAGCACACGCAGCGGCCAGGCCUUCUCCAACCCCGUGCCAGGGCCAGAAAGGUCUCCCCAUGGGCUUCAUUCCAAGUGCAUAGGUGCGGGGUGUCGGCUGCAGUGCCGCUCCAGCCUGCAGCCCCUGCUUGGGGGAAACGUCCCCGGUUCAGAAGCAUCAGAGCCCCACGCUGGGCCUCGGAAAUUGCUCCUCGUCCUCCUGGAGUCUGACAUGGAAGGAGAGAUUGCUCGUUGUGCCCCUUUUAGUAAAAUAGCCAUUGUCUGUCCCUCAGAAAUGGAAGCAGCUGUCGAGGUUACAGCGGACGGUGGGCCUCUUCCUUCUGGUGGUCCUGAUGCUCUUUGGCCUCCGGUUCUAUGUCCACGUGGACGAUGAGUGGACAGCUGUGGACAGCAGGUCGGCGGCAGCAUGGCAGGUGAGACCAGCAAAUCCUCCCGUCUUGCCAGCUCCUCGGAAAGCAGCUGAGAACCCAGAGACCGUGGCGGGGCUGUCACCUCAGAAGCCCCAAAGGCAUUUCCGACGAGGACCCCCCAACCUGCAGAUGAGAGCGCCCGAUGGAGACGCCCAGGAGAGGAGGCAGGCCCAGGCCCAGAGGAGGGCAGAGGUGGUGGGAGAGGCUGGCUGGGGAUCGGAGGCACAGAGAGACGGCCUCAGCUGGAGGGGAGCAGGGACCAAGGCGGAGCAGGGUGCCAGACUCCCUCCCAAGAAGGCAGAGGUCCCCCGCUGGCCUUUUCAGCAGCAGGCCCUGACGACUCAGGCCAGUCAAGCCUCCCAGAACGAGCGCCAGAAGGCCGUGGUGGAUGCCUUCCUCCACGCGUGGGCUGGAUACCGCAAGUUCGCCUGGGGCCACGACGAGCUGAAGCCCCUGACCAGGUCCUUCAGCGAGUGGUUCGGCCUCGGCCUCACGCUGAUCGACGCCCUGGACACCAUGUGGAUUCUGGGGCUAAAGAAAGAAUUUCAAGAAGCCAGGAAGUGGGUGUCCAGGAGGUUAUUGUUUCAGAAAGAUGUGGACGUCAACCUGUUUGAGAGCACAAUCCGGAUCCUGGGGGGGCUGCUGAGUGCAUUCCACCUGUCUGGGGACGUCCUCUUCCUGACGAAGGCUGAGGAUUUUGGAAAUCGGUUAAUGCCUGCCUUCCGAACACCCUCUAAGAUUCCGUACUCCUUUGUAAACAUCGGCACCGGAGUUGCUCACCCACCCGGAUGGACCUCUGAUAGCACGGUGGCUGAGGUGACGAGCAUUCAGCUGGAGUUCCGAGAGCUCUCUCGUCUCACGGGGGAUAAGAAAUUUAAGGAGGCCGCAGAGGAGGUGACGAGGCGCGUGCACGCCCUGCGCGGGAAGCUGGACGGGCUGGUGCCCAUGUUCAUCAACACCAACAGCGGCAGCUUCACCCACCUGGGCGUGUUCACCCUGGGCGCCAGGGCCGACAGCUACUACGAGUACCUGCUGAAGCAGUGGAUCCAGGGCGGGAAGAAGGAGAGACCGGCCACGGCGCACGGCUCCUCGCUGGGCAGCAGGGUCUUCCUUGGAGUUGUGGCUGCUUGGUCACUGGCUUCAGCGGGAGGCAGCCGGGGAGAUAUGGCCGACAGACACAACCUGCUGCGGCCCGAGACCGUGGAGAGCCUGUUCUACCUGUACCGCCUCACGGGCGACCGCAAGUACCAGGACUGGGGCUGGGAGAUCCUGCAUAGCUUCAACACCUACACGCGGGUCCCCUCGGGCGGCUAUUCUUCCAUCAGCAACGUCCAGGACCCCCGCCACCCCCAGCCCAGGGAUAAGAUGGAGAGCUUCUUUCUGGGGGAGACGCUCAAAUACCUGUAUCUGCUCUUCUCCGACGACCCCGACCUGCUGAGCCUGGACACCUACGUGUUCAACACAGAGGCUCACCCCCUGCCCAUCUGGGCCCCCUCCUAGGGCGGGACGGCUCUCGAGUAGGCGCUGCCCAGGAGGCUGACGUGUGCUGUCCGCAAGGAUGCCUGUCGGCAAGACCCGGGCCCUGACCUUGGCUGCUUGGUGUCCCCCCAGCUGGCGGCACGUGGUCCGGGCCUGGCUGGUGACAGAGGCCAGCGGGCCAUAGGGCCGGGAUGUUUCGGGGCCUCGUAGCUGCUCGGGGUGGCCACUGGGCAUCCGGUGCUCUGCCGCUGGUUCUGUGCUCCUCGCCUGGUUCCUGUUGGAUCACCGUUUGGAACACGUUGGAAUAAAUGGGCGGUGUGAUUCUGGGGAUCCUGUCCA